AUGGAAAUUCCCGAACAUCGCAAGUGGAUGGUUAAUAGGAUGGGUCCUGAUCAAAGAAGAGUAACAGAUGAGUAUAUGGCUGGGGUUUUCGAGGUCGCGCAAUUUGCUUGGGCACAAGAAAAAUUCAAAAAAGAAGGAAAGUUGAGAUGCCCGUGUAAAAUAUGUAAGUGUAAGAAACAUCAGUUAGUUGGCGAUGUCAUGGGACACCUUUGUAUGAAGGGAUUUAUGGAUGGUUACUAUUAUUGGACUAACCAUGGUGAAAAAAGGCCUCCAAUUCCGCCAGUGGUUUCAAACAACUAUUACAAAUGUAGUGGGGUUCGGGAAGACUUCAAUGACUUUGAGCAAAUGGUAAUGGAUGUAGCUGGACCGUCUCUUGGUACAUAUAUUGAGCAACAAACAGAUGAAUGUGGAGACCAAAUUAGGGAAGAUCCUAACCCAGAAGCCAAAAUAUUUUUUGAUAUGUUGAAAGCUGCGCAAGCUCCCUUGUAUAAUGGUUGUGAAAAUUAUUCUGAACUUUCUGCUGCAAUACAAGCUUUAAGUAUCAAGUCAGACUUCAAUAUCUCUGAGACUUGCUUUAAUCAAUGGAUGGAUUUUAUGGGAAAGGCGUUGCCAAAUGACAAUCGAAUGCCUGAAAACUUCUAUCGUGCAAAGAAAUCAGUGGAAAAGCUUGGAUUGGGUUGCAUAAAGAUUCAUUGUUGCCCUAAUGGAUGUAUGAUAUAUUACUUUCCUGAUGAUAAAAAUCUUCGUAGUUGUAAAAUUUGUGGUGAAGAUCGUUACAAAAGCGUCAUUAGAAAUGGUAAGGUUAGAGAAGUUCCUUUAAAAAAGAUGUGGUAUUUCCCUCUUAUCCCAAGAUUUCAAAGACUUUAUUCGUCAAUGCAAACUGCAAGCCAAAUGAGUUGGCAUCGUGAGAAUAUAAGAGAUCCAUGCUAUUUAUCGCAUCCAUCUGAUGGAGAGGCAUGGAAGCAUUUUGAUGAAAGAUAUCCCAAAUUUUCAAUGGAUCCUCGAAAUGUGAGGCUAGGAUUGUGUGCUGAUGGAUUUGCAUCAUUUGAUCAAACAGGUAGGACAUAUUCAUGUUGGCCAAUAAUUCUUACUCCUUACAAUCUUCCACCUUGGAUGUGCAUGAGAAGAGAGUUCUUAUUCUUAACCAUUAUAAUUCCUGGCCCUUCCAAUCCAAAAGGGAAGAUUGAUGUGUACAUGCAGCCACUUAUAGAUGACCUUAAACUUUUAUGGAAUUCUGGUGUGAUGACUUAUGAUGUCUCACUACAGCAGAAUUUUAUCAUGAAGGCUUGUUUAUUAUGGACAAUUAAUGACUUCCCUGCAUAUGGGAUGUUGUCUGGCUGGAUGACAAUGGGAAAACUAGCUUGUCCAAUAUGCAUGGAGAAUACAAAAGCAUUCACCCUUCAACAUAGUCGAAAAACUACAUUUUUUGACUGUCAUCGACAAUUCUUGCCCUUUGAUCAUUGCUACAGAAGGAAUAAGAAUUCUUUUAGAAAGAGGAAAGAUGAGACAACGUUGCCCCCACAAAGGUUGACAAAUGAAGAAAUAUGA
Molecule: messenger RNA, 1548 nt
Organism: Cicer arietinum (chickpea)
Lineage: Eukaryota; Viridiplantae; Streptophyta; Magnoliopsida; Fabales; Fabaceae
Source: RefSeq, a predicted model, not a curated record